AUGAAAUUUACCACCUUGAAUGCAAUUGGGAUUUUAGCUUCCACUGUGAGCGGAGCCGCUAUCGAAAAUCACCGUAGAGAAGUCUCCCCCAAAAUUAUCCAACUAUCUUUCAACAAACAUGGAGGGGCGGCUAAUAACAAGGACAUUUUAACGCCCACGAGUCAAAAUACUGAUAUCAGCGUAAAUGCCACCAACCGUUACAUCUUCUAUUCUGUUGAAUUGAGCGUUGGUACUCCUGCACAAAAGCUUUCUGUUCUUUUGGAUACUGGCUCUUCGGAUCUAUGGGUUCCUGGUGCUGACAAUUUGUUCUGCGAAAACCAUGCGGUUUCAGACUCGAAUUCUACUGAUAAACCUCUGAAGUCACCUACAUUGCCCUCUCCACAACCCACCAUAGAUUGCAAUCAAUAUGGUACUUUUGAUUAUUCGAAAUCGAGCUCUUUUAAAGCUAACGAUUCCAGUUUAUUGAUCCGUUAUGGAGACCAAAGUUAUGCUCUCGGUAGAUUUGGCCAAGACACCGUUGAGAUGAAUUCUUUGAGUAUUCCAAACGUUUCAUUGGGUGUUGCCCAUCAAGCCAAUGUGACUCAAGGUGUAUUGGGUAUUGGUCUUGCUGGGUUGGAAACUACAAACACAGGUUUCUCAUCCACUUUAAAUUCCAAAUCCUACACAUACGAAAAUUUCCCACAAGUGCUCAAAUCUCAAGGUAUCAUUGACGCUAACGCGUACUCAUUGUUCCUUAACUCUCCAGGUGCCUCUCAAGGCGGUAUCCUGUUCGGAGGUGUAGAUCAUAGCAAAUACACUGGUCCUCUCUACACGGUUCCUAUUAUUAACACAGGUGCUCCUGGAAACCCAAUUCAAUUCCAAGUCACUUUACAAGGUGUUGGCAUAAGUUUAGAUAAAUCCAACGGCACUAAUACCAAUGCUGCCGAUUCUACGAGUAACGUUACAUUAACAGCAAGCAAGUUCCCUGUCUUGUUGGAUUCUGGCACGACAUUAAUGACUCUCCCACGUCCUGUCACUGACCAAAUGGCUAAGCAGUUAGGAGCAACUUAUAACUCUGAAACCAGUUACUACCAGUUAAAGUGCCCUUCACAAAACGAUAACACACGGUUAAUAUUGGAUUUUGGUGGUUUCCAGGUCAACGCCAAGAUUACAAACCAUAUUACCCGUUCACAAAACGGCGAAUGUCUACUAGGCAUAACGCCCUCAGAUACAGAUUCAGGAACCCUAGGCGAUGUAUUUUUAGUGGAUGCAUAUGUAGUUUAUGACCUUGACAACUACGAGAUCUCUUUGGCACAGGCUGAUUUUAGUGAUUCAGCACAAAGCAUCGAACCCAUUUCUAGUUCGGUUCCUAGCGCUACUAAGGCCCCUGGUUACUCUAAUACAUGGACUGGUUCCGAAAGCAUCAAAACCGGCGGUAACAUAUUUACUGCACAGACCUCUGCUCCUACUAUGACUCAAUGA
This is a messenger RNA of Zygosaccharomyces rouxii, 1461 nucleotides long. Its product is annotated as pepsin-like aspartic protease. The record is from RefSeq and is a predicted model, not a curated record. NCBI's taxonomy places the organism in Eukaryota, Fungi, Ascomycota, Saccharomycetes, Saccharomycetales, Saccharomycetaceae. Gene Ontology annotation, molecular function: aspartic-type endopeptidase activity. Gene Ontology annotation, biological process: proteolysis. The transcript has a single exon. The coding region runs from base 1 to 1461 and encodes 486 amino acids.